Aspergillus ruber CBS 135680 is the source of this 939-nucleotide messenger RNA. Its product is annotated as NAD(P)-dependent oxidoreductase. Lineage: Eukaryota; Fungi; Ascomycota; Eurotiomycetes; Eurotiales; Aspergillaceae. The transcript has 2 exons. The record is from RefSeq and is a predicted model, not a curated record. The coding region runs from base 96 to 872 and encodes 258 amino acids.
AGCCCUCGAAACUCCCCCAAUAUGCUACCAAACCAACACUUUCCAUUUCCCUUUCACUUUUUCAAUCGAAUAAACAAUCACCUCAUAGCAUAACCAUGCCAUUAAUUGCCUUCUUCGGCGCCACCGGCGGAAGUACGAUCUCGUGCUUGGCUCCUGCGUUAGAAGCGGGAUAUCAUUGUACUGCGUUGGCUCGCUCCCGCUCUAGACUGAUUGACAGUUUGGUGCAGCGUGGCCUAUCCGAAUCUACUAUCAGAGACCAUCUCUCUGUCACCGAGGGUAUGGUUACGGAUAUAGAUGCCGUCAGCAAAACCAUCCUGCCCGGUGGAAAUGGUACUCCAAUGGCCGACAUCAUCAUCUCCGGAAUCGGCGGCAAGAUGCUUUUCGACAACCCACUGAAACCAACGCUGGAUAACCCAACAAUCUGCCAGGACGCUAUUCGUACGAUCCUGGCUGCUGCACGACAAGCAGCACCGCCUUCGGAGAGCAAUAAAAAGCCAACACUGAUAGUGCUUAGCACCACGGGAAUCAGCGACAAACGGGACUUGCCAUUUGCCAUGAUGCCGCUCUACCACUGGAUGCUCAAAGCCCCGCACGAGGACAAGAAGGUCAUGGAGACAUUGAUUAGGGAUGAGAUGGCUACGGCUGUUGAAAAGCGUGGGAUUGGGGAAUAUAUAAUUGUGCGGCCGAGUUUGUUGACUGAUGGGGAGGGGGAUGGGUUGGGAAAGGUUAAGGUUGGAGUUGAAGAGGAUCCGGCUGUGGGGUAUGCGAUUGCGAGGGAGGAUGUGGGGAGGUGGGUUUUUGAAAGGUUGGUUAGGGGGGAGUGGAAGGGAGGUGGUAGUGGGAGUGGGAGGGUUGUUAGUAUUACUACUUGAUUUGACUCUGGAUUGGAAUAGAUUUUACGGAUUGAGUGUAACUUAUAACUUAUUCUGUCAUUUUACG